AUGGAUGUUACCGAGGAGGAAUUGGAUCCUUUAUGGAAGGACCUCGAUUGGGCCAUGGGACAAUGCUUUAUGAUGGGAUUCGAAGGGACAGAGGUCACGCCUCAGAUCAGGACCCUCAUUGAAGAUCAUCAUCUAGGUGCUAUUCUGUUGACGACGAGGAAUCUGAAGACUGCCCAUGAGACAGCAAAUCUAGUCCGGGAGCUUCAAACGAUCGCGCAUCAAGCCGGUCAUCCAAUUCCCUUGAUCAUCGCUCUCGACCAAGAAAAUGGCGGCGUCAAUAGUCUUUUUGACGAAGAUUAUAUCUGUCAAUUUCCUAGUUCAAUGGGUAUUGCAGCAACUGGAUCUCCCGAGCUUGCGUACGAAGUAGCCAAUGCUACCGCCAAAGAACUGUCAGCUGUUGGAGUUAACAUGAUUAUGGGUCCCUGUCUCGAUGUCCUGACAAAUGCUCGUCAUCAACCUUUAGGGGUCAGAGCUACUGGUGAUGAUCCUCAGGAAGUUUCUCAAUAUGGUAUUGCUGCCAUGAAUGGUUAUAAGGACGCUGGGAUCGCUACAUGUGGAAAGCAUUUUCCAUCAUAUGGGAAUUUAGAUUUCUUAGGGUCGUCUCUCGACAUGCCUAUUAUCACAGAGACUCUGGAACAGUUGAGCCUCGGCGCUCUUGUUCCAUUUCGAAAUGCUAUUCGUGAAGGGAUGGAUUCCAUAAUGGUUGGUGGAUGUGCAAUAGCAAAUGCUGGGAUGAAUGUCAUGCACGCUUGUCUUAGCGAUCAAGUUGUUGAUGAUCUCCUACGAAACGAUCUUGGAUUCAACGGAGUAGUUGUUUCUGAAUGUCUUGAAAUGGAAGCUUUGAGUCAUGAUAUUGGUGUCAGAGGUGGUACUGUCAUGGCUGUAGAAGCUGGAUGUGAUCUAGUUCUUCUCUGUCGUUCUUAUGCUGUUCAAAGAGAAGCCAUUGCCGGUUUAAAGCUCGGUCUCGAGAACGACAUGAUAUCUAGGGAUCGUAUCAAUCUCUCUCUUAAACGAGUUCUCAGAGUCAAAUCACAGUGCACAUCUUGGGCUAAAGCUUUAAACCCUACAGGAAUCAAACAUUUAGCAACUUUACAUCCCACUCACCUCGCUCUAUCAACUAAAGCAUACGAUCACUCAAUUACUAUCAUGAGAGAUAAAGGUCAUUUACUCCCGCUAUCAAAUAGUUAUUCUGAAGAUGAUGACGAUCUUCUCCUUCUCACACCCUUGGUAAAGCCUCUACCCGCAUCCGCCGCAACCGCAACUCUCAAUAACGAGAAUGCGAAAUCUACCAGUACUGAGUCUGAAAAAUCAUACAAAUCAUCCAUCAUGAGCGGCGAAGGAGUAUUUAGGGAACUGGGUAGAGCCUUAGCACGACAAAGACACGGACGACUUCUUCACACCUCAUAUACUGCAAAUGGUGUUCGACCUGUCCAUGAAAACCUAAUCAAUAGAGCAGGAACCAUUAUCGUCAUAACCGCUGAUGCAACUCGGAAUCUGUAUCAAAAUGGAUUUACAAAACAUGUUGCAAUGAUGUGUUCAAUGCUUAGUUCAGCCGGCAAAAAGAAAUCCUUGAUUGUGGUUUCUGUUAGUUCACCUUAUGAUUUUGCUAUGGAUAAGAGUAUUGGGACAUAUGUUUGUACUUUUGAUUUUACAGAGACGGCAAUGAAAGCUUUGGUGAGGGCAUUAUUUGGUGAUUUCGUUCCUCAAGGAACAUUACCUGGUACGCUCAGGAAGAGUAGGAAAGUGCAGAAAUCGAGGCAGCAUUGGUUGGUCGAAAGUUAUAAUAGAGAUAGAGAUGCGAGAGGCCUUCAAGCUCUCAUCAAAUCUAUUGAGAAAACCGCGCUGCCGAAUCAACAACUGGCGUUGGCGGGCGCAACAGCAGAUUCUUUCGAAUUGCCAUCCAAAACAAGCCACUAUGCACUCGAAGAAUCCCACUACGUCGUCCGCAACAGCAGUACCCAGGCGCUCUUCGGAUUCUGCUCCACUACCUACUCCUCCAGCACGCACCUCGGUACGCUCUCCACCCUCUUCGUCGAUCCCUCCAAACGCAACCUCUCAAUCGGGCACUCCCUCCACCAGCGCGCCCUACGCCACCUCCUCCAAAAACCCCACAUCACCCAUCUCCAGCUCGGUUCUACCCUACCAGCCCUCUACCUCGGUAUCCCUAUGAGCGAUCUCACCGAAGGUGCACGUCUCAAACGCUGGUUCGCGACGACUGGCUGGGAUGUCUUAACCCCUCGUCUCCUCUACACUCUCAUCAUCCGAAAUCUAGCACUCUGGACCCCGCCCGAAGGUUUACUCGCUACAAUUCAACGCGUAUCCCUUCAAUUUGAUUUAAUUCACGGCCCCAGCAAUUCAGCAACCCAGGUCCUCGAUUUCGUACAGAUGCAUUCUUCGAGUGCGGAAAUACUUAGUAUUUAUAACCUCGCCAUCACGGAUCCCAAAUCCUGCGGUAUCGUACGCGCUAAAUCACCUAUCGAUGGGUCACUGGUAGGAACCGUCAUAAUUUCUCGCUCGGACACUCUUCUUUCGCGCUGGAUGCCUGUUCUCUCCUCAUCCUCAUCCUCAUCCUCAUCCACUUCCACUUCCUCCUCUCAUUCCCAAUCCAAUUCUCACAAUACCAACACCAACAAUUCCAAAGGUAAAGAAAAAGAAGGAAACCGAAAUGGAGAUGGAAAUAAUCUAGGGGGAAUCCUAGCCCCGAUCAUCCCAUCGAAUAAUGCGCAGCGAGAAACGAUCUUGCAGGGUCUAGUGAUGCUGAGUAUUAGACAGAAUAAGAAUAAGGGGGGUGGGAAGGGUGUGGUGUUGAAUUGGGUGGUGGGGAGUGAUAGGGAUGUUUUGUUGGGCAUGGGGUUUGAUGUUUUGGAGGCGUGGGAGGAGGUUGUUUGUGGGGUUGAGAGGUGGAGUAAGAUGAACCUAGGUUGA
Molecule: messenger RNA, 2925 nt
Organism: Sclerotinia borealis F-4128
Lineage: Eukaryota; Fungi; Ascomycota; Leotiomycetes; Helotiales; Sclerotiniaceae
Source: the annotation of a GenBank genome assembly